UCAUUCCACCUGCCCGGCACCCAGCGCCCAAGUUACUUCCGCUUCAUCGACGCAAGAUAACUAGUUAAGAAAGCGACAGCCGCCAAGGAACUCUUGAUUAACGGAAGACUUGGAAGAGUAAACCGGAACAUCCAGCAAGGACAGGGAGACCGGAAUCAAAAUGGCGAGCGUCGCAAAUACAACGCAGACACGUACCCCGUCGGGGUCACAGCCAACGCGCCCGAAGGGCAUUCUCAAGAACUCGUGUCGCCGCUCCCCUCCAGUCUCCCCCACCGACGGCCAUAGCUUGCCGCACACUCCGGAAGCGAGCUUUCCUCUGUCACCAAAGGAGGCCAAGGAGUUGACCAUCGCAAACACACAGUACAAUGCCGGGCACCGCCGCUCAUCAUCCACCACGGCCUCUCGGCCGGGUGGGUCACGCCGGCAAAGCUCACUCCCGCCCAAUGACGGCCAGGAGGAGCAAGGUCAGCGGCUGAAGUGGGACGAGGCGAACCUGUACCUGACGGAGCAGGAGCGCACCAGCACGAUGAAGAUCAACGAGCCAAAGACGCCCUACGCGAAGCACUACGACCCCUCCGAGGACCCGUCAGACGAGGAUGACGAUGACGAUGACAUGGACAAGGUCGACGGCGCGCCGCACCCGACCGGACAGCAACGACGGUCGCAGACGCAGCGCAGACGCCACGGCGCGCCCUCCGACGACGAGAUCCCGCGCCUGUCGCUUGGCGAGCCCGAGGAGGAAGUGCCCGAGCCGUCCUCGCCGCCCCGGCCGCGCGCGGUGCACGUCGACAGCAAGGGCAGUGGGCACGACACGGACGGCGAGGAGUACCUGGUGGGGCUGAGCGCCGAGGAGCGGGAGAAGCACCGGCGGUUUGAGGAGAUGCGCAAGAAGCACUACGAGAUGAAGAACGUGGCUGCGUUGCUGGGGCACCCCGAGGAGCUGGAGGAGCUCGACGAUGAUGACGACGACGGCGACGGCGAUGCCGCGGGUGAGGGAAGACCCCCUGUUCCGCCUCUGCCGAGUCGGGUCAAUGGAACAUCGUAGAUACGAUACGGACGAGACAACCUGUUAAACCGAUGCUAGGGAAGAGGAUGUUCAAGAGAGUGGUGAUGAAUCGUGGUGGUGACGACGACGACGACGACGACGACGAUGAUCCUUGGAGGUAUUAUUCUUGGGUUUACAUGAGACUCGGGAAAGCUCUCGCCAACAACCGUCAUUACAUGAGAAUUCGGGAUGAAUAGGAUGCUACGUGGCUG
This is a messenger RNA of Thermothelomyces thermophilus ATCC 42464, 1257 nucleotides long. RefSeq lists its product as uncharacterized. The record is from RefSeq and is a predicted model, not a curated record. Gene Ontology annotation, biological process: regulation of signal transduction. Gene Ontology annotation, molecular function: protein phosphatase inhibitor activity. The transcript has 2 exons. Bases 161 to 1045 code for a protein of 294 amino acids. NCBI's taxonomy places the organism in Eukaryota, Fungi, Ascomycota, Sordariomycetes, Sordariales, Chaetomiaceae.